This is a messenger RNA of Astyanax mexicanus (Mexican tetra), 5764 nucleotides long. It is a transcript of the gene siae, whose product is annotated as sialic acid acetylesterase. The record is from RefSeq and is a predicted model, not a curated record. Gene Ontology annotation, biological process: carbohydrate metabolic process. Gene Ontology annotation, molecular function: sialate O-acetylesterase activity. The transcript has 11 exons. The coding region runs from base 455 to 2017 and encodes 520 amino acids. Lineage: Eukaryota; Metazoa; Chordata; Actinopteri; Characiformes; Acestrorhamphidae.
CGUGACUGUUGUGUUUGAAGCUGCAGCUGCUGAGUGAGCUCUUUAUUUCCUUACUGAGUUUAAAAACAGACAGAGAGAGAGAGAGAAAGAGACAGAUAGAUAGAGAGAGAGAUACAGACAGACAGAGAGAGGGGGAGACAGACAUUUAGAGAGAUACAGACAGACACGGAUAGGGAGACAGACAGUGGGAGGUGUGUUGUAUAGGGUAUGUCCAGCUGAUCCUAUGAGGAAAACAGAGAGACACACAGUGGGUGACAGAGACACAGACAGACAGAUAGAGACAGACAGACAGUGGGAGCCAGAGAGGGAAACAGAGAGCGAGACAGACAGAUAGAAACAGACAGUGGAAGCUAGAGAGACAGACAGACAGACAGAUAGAAACAGAGAGAGAGACAGACAGAAAGUGGGUGAUAGAGAAAGAGAGCGAUAGACAGUUAGACAGACAGGUAGAGAGAUGUGGUGUAUAGGGUAUGUCCUGCUGAUCCUCAGUUUUCUCCCUUGUGGAUGUUCAGGUGAUGCAUUUCGUUUUGCCUCCUAUUAUGGAGAUCACAUGGUCCUGCAGAAAGCUCCUGCGGGGGCGGUGCUGUGGGGAUACGGUUCAAGUGGAGCUCAGGUGAAAAUUUUACUGUCGGGACCCAACAGUACACAAACCAUCACUACUGCUGUUAAUGAUGGUAUUUGGAAGGUGAGGCUUGAACCGGUGCCGGCCGGAGGUCCGUAUAACCUGACCGCUAUUCAGAAAGGUACUUCCUCCUCCAAGAUCCUGCUCACAGAUCUUCUGUUUGGAGAUGUUUGGUUGUGUGGUGGUCAAAGUAACAUGGCCUUCACCCUCGCUCAGGUGUAUAAUGCCUCUGAGGAGCUGGCUGAUGCCCCUAAGUACCCGAACGUGAGGGUUUUCCAGGCGGCCCUGGAGCAGAGCAGUGUGGAGCUGAAGGAUCUGGCGGGGGUGGAGGUUCCGUGGUCUCGUCCUUCAGCAGAGAUACUCGGGGGAAAGGACUUCACUCAUUUCUCGGCUGUGUGCUGGCUGUUCGGACGCUACCUGUACGAGACCCUGCAGUAUCCUGUGGGUUUAGUGGAGUCCUGCUGGGGUGGAACACCUAUAGAGACCUGGUCUUCACCCAGAGUACUGCAGAAGUGUGGACUCUUACACAGGGUGACCCAGGCAGGGAGACGAGGAGGCGGACACAAGUGUAGUGAUAGUGAGGGGUCGUUAUGGAGGGAUUCAGUAUUAUGGAACGCCAUGAUCCACCCUCUGCUCCCCAUGACCAUCAAAGGGGUGAUAUGGUACCAAGAUGAAGCUAAUGCUCAGUCUAACCAUGAUAAAUACUCCUGUACGUUUCCUGCGAUGAUUGACGACUGGAGGAUGAUGUUCCACACAGGCUCAGACAGCCAGACUGCAGCGGACUUCCCCUUCGGAUUUGUUCAGCUCUGUACCUACCGUAAACAUACACACGACGGGAUUCCUGAGAUUCGCUGGCACCAGACUGCAGAUUAUGGCUACGCUCCUAACCAGAGAAUGAAGAAUACAUUCAUGGCGGUCGCUCUGGACCUACCGGAUGAGCAUUCGCCUUGGGGCAGUAUCCACCCUCGUGAUAAGCAGGAUGUAGCGUACAGGCUGGUGCUGGGGGCUCGAGCUGUGGCGUACGGGGAGAAGGGGGUGUCGUUUCAGGGCCCGUUCCCCACCAGCGUCCAGUUCUACAAGAACUACCUGAACAUCACCUACAAUCAGAUGAUCAGAACGUCCCCGUCCAACGAUACCUUCGAGAUCUGCUGCUCUGUGUAUCAGAAGCCGUGUGGUUCUGGUUCAGAGUGGUUUCCGGCUGCGCUGCAGGAGCAGGACCGGGUCAGUGAUUCUGUUCUGGUAUCAGUAGACGGGUGUAGCGCUGACAGCGUGGCGGCUCUGCGUUACGCCUGGAGCGACUGGCCCUGUGAGUUUAAGGACUGUCCUGUCUACAGCGCUGACUCCGCCCUACCUGCCCCGCCCUUUAUUAUCAACCGCUGGCCAGCGCACAGCUAACAGCGUACCUGAGGGGGUAGCGUAUAAUACUGCUAACUGUGUGUGUGUAAAUUUUGUAAAUCGGUUCAGGAAUCAAGUGCAAAUUGGAAUCAAUGAUUCUAAACAUUUUUAUGCUUCUUUAUGUGUUAAUAUAUGAGGCUCUGAUCUGGUGUAAACAUAAACACAACCGCGGGGAAACUCAGAGACGACACAGAGCUCUCCUUAGACACUGGAUUGUUGAUUUGUUGAGGUAUUCUUGAGUUAUUACGCUGAGAAAACAGCAGUUGAUAUUUUUGCAUCUGAUGCUGAUUGAGAUCUGGUACUGGUACUAAAUAAAUAGGGUAUUGUACCAUUUUUAAUGAUAAAAUAUUGAGAUACUGUUCUAGGAUCAAUGUUAGGUGAGCAAGUCAGAGCAUCAGAGAAAUCAUACGGUAAAUGAGGAUAACAUAGCAAAUUUUACUUGUAACUAAUAAGAGUGAUUUUAUAAGCAAUUAUAAGUAAGCCUACCAACAAAACAACAGUAAUCGGCCCUUUAAUCAGACAUUUAAAUGGCUUUUUAAAAGGUAAAUAAGAGCGUUUGUUUCUCUGGGAUUAAAAGUGUGAAUUCAGCUGUACCUGGAAAUAUCUGCGAUGCAAAACUGUGCUGAACUGAGGGGCACAGCUUUCAACCAUGCUCACGUUUACCAUUGCCAUGCGGUUACCUCGUGUUUGCACAUACGUGGAGCACUUUCGACCAAUCAGACCUUAUCUUUUUCGAACGACCCACCUCACAUAGCUUUCCACAGUCAUUAUUCUGUGUUUCGAUCCACUUGAUUACUGAAAAGCAGAGGAAACCAGAAAAUAAGGCCUUUAAAAGCUGGGAGACAUUUAAACUUUAAAAUUCCUCUGAUAUUUCGUGAAUCGGUUCAUGAAUCGAGUGCAAAUUGGAAUCAAUGAUUCUAAACAUUGUUUAUGUGUCCAUAUGUUGAUAUGAGGCUCUGAGCUGGUGUAAACAUAAACACAGGGGCAGGGAAACUCAGAGACGACACAGAGCUCUCCUCAGACACUGGAUUAUACUUCAGAACUAAAAACUGAGGAAUAAAGCUGUAAACCAGCUACAGAAACUUACUGUGAAAGAAACUCUGAAGGAGAGAUUAUUAUUUUCUUUUUUUACAAUGAAUUAAUCAUAGAUGCUGCAAUUUAGUACCUGUACUAAAUAAAUAGGGUAUUGUACCAUUUUAAAUGAUAUAUUGAGAUACUUUUCUAGUAUUGUUAUCAAGUAGGCAAGGCAGAGCAUCAUAGAAAAUACAUCAGAGAAAUCGUAUGGUAAAUGAGGACAACAUAGCAAAUUUACUAAAAAUUGUACUAAUAAGAGUGAUAAAGCAUUUAGCUUAUUUUACGCAUUAUAAGGUGCACUUAAAAUACUUUAAUUUUCCCAAAAAUCCUUAUAAUCCGGUGCUCUAUUCUAUAAGUCAGGUAUUAAGGAGCAGUAAAGCCACUGAAGCUGCUGAAGUACAGAGUUAUACAGGAGUUUCAGUUUAGCUAUAUAGCAGUAUUAGCAUUAGCUGCUAAUCGCACCAAGUGCUAGCCUUUUAGUCGUACAGAGGUGAGUAUUAUUGGACUGUAGUCUGCUGCUAACCCUGGCUAGCACUGCUGGAGCAGCAUUAGCAUUACCCGCUAAACGUGCUAACCAUUUGGCCAUUUAGAGGUGAGUAUAUCGGACUGUAGUCUGUGUGACUACCGUGUUAAAACAAGCUACGUGGAACGAACCGCUAGCUAAUAUCGCCCUGGCUUACUGGAACACUCAGAGUUCCUCAGUGUAGCACUGUCAGGCGGCAGUUAGGGGGCAUUAGCAGUUAGCUGCUAAUGCUAAUCUCCAGCCUUAGUGGAAAUCUAAGCUUACUGUAAAUAAACGGAAACACUUUACUCACCCAAAUAAACAGUUUUUAGGAGAGAAAUCUGUGUAGAUUAACAUCCAGCACUCGUUUUACUUUAAAAGAAAUUGUUCCUUACUAGUGUUGUAUAAUGUGUGCAUUGUGAAUGGACAAUAGACCAGAAAAUAGACGUUUAUUGAUGGUGUGCCUUAUAGUGCGAAAAAUACGAUAUAAGUAAGCUCACUAAAUGUUUUCAAACUAUAUUUGGACCUGCUAUUCAAAUUAAAAAUUUAAAAUUUAAAAAUUAACUAAAAAAAGUCAUUUUAGGUGCCGAUCUAUUUAAGCUGAACAUUGUGUCGUAGCUAAGAAGGGACCCUACUAUAAUAAUUUAACUCUCUAUUCUAAAACAAUUAUAUUUUUUUCACAUUUUCUAAACACUUCUAAAUCCUUAUAUUAUAAAAAUAUAAUUAGAUCUCACACAAACCUUAUCUUAAGGUCUUAUUUGUCAUUUUCCAGAGUUUUUAAGGAUUGGUUUAAUCUAUAUUUCUGCAUAAAUCCUAUUUAACACUUUAUCAGAUUUUCACACAAGCCCUAAAAGCAGAUAAGGAGCUCCAAAUAAAAUAAAAUACAAUAUUAGACGUAUUUAAUUUUUUUUUUUUAAUAUAGCAAUUUCUAAAGGGCUCGCAAUUGGGAUGUACAGACAUUAUUUUUCAUAAUAUUUUAACAUGUUUUCGCUCAUUUUGCCACUUUUUAACCACUGUGUAAAUGAAAUAGAUGUAUAAAUUGAUGUGCCUUUUUACUUAUUUUUCACUAACUAAUUUAUCCAGUGCAGCAUCACUAUAUAUAAAGUACCAGACAAAAGUUUGGACACAUCUUCUCUUUCAGUGUUUUUAUUUUAUUUUAUUUUAUUUCCUACAUAGUAAAUGAAUAGUGAAGUGAUCUAUCAGACUAUGAAGGAACUUUAAAGUGUUAAACAAACCAAAAUACUCUGUGGUUUCUGAGGCUGGUAACUCUGAUGAACUUAUCCUGUACAACAGAGGAAACUCUGUUAUCUCUUCCUUUCCUGGGGUGGUAACCCUGAUGAGUGCCAGUUCCAUCAUCCAUAAUGUUUUUUGAUGUCUUUGUGGUAACUGCACUUACUUUCAAAAGAUACUUUCCAAGUUCUUUAACACAACUGAUGCUCUUAAAUUUACAUUAAGAGGCAAGAAAUUCAAGUAAUUAACUCUUGAUGAGUUCAGCACAGCUGUUAACUGAAAGCCUGAAUUCCAGGUGACUCUACCCUUAUAAAGCUGACUGAGAAAAUCCAGCAGAGAUGUUCAAAACUGUGCCUAUUUCAAGAAUGUAAAUUUCUGGUUUGUUUAACAUAUCUUUUUAUGUUUCUCUUCGUAGUUUGGAUGAUUUUAGUGUUAAUCUACAAUACAGAACAUUUUAAAAUGAUGAAAAAACACAUUUUAUUAAGGUGUGUCCAAACUUUUCACUGGUACUGUAUAUUUAAUAAUAUAAAUAAAAUAUAAAAUAAAUAAUAUAUAAAAUAAAAUAUGCUUUAUUAACUGAUGGAUAUAACAAUACACAAUAGGGAAUUGUGUUGUUAAUAUUGUUAAAUCUGUGAAUACAGUGUUUACAGCAUAUUUGUGAGCUGCUCUGUUAUGAAUGACCAGCAGGUGGAAGUAUUGCAGUAUUGUAUACUCUCUCACAGCAGGUAAAUGGAUCAAGAGGACUGAAUGUUUAAUCUGUUUACUGGCUGAUUUUUGGGAAUUUAUCAGAAUUGUAUAAUUGUGUACAUAAACAGUUUAAACAGGUGUCUUAGAGAACAACAAUCAGCAUCGAUUGCUUUAAUAUUUUUAUUGUGCUUAAAUUGUGCUUAGAGAUAUUUCUCUAUUAAUGUGCAAAUGUCAAUAAAGAGGUUUGAUUUUUA